Corylus avellana is the source of this 693-nucleotide messenger RNA. The record is from RefSeq and is a predicted model, not a curated record. Lineage: Eukaryota; Viridiplantae; Streptophyta; Magnoliopsida; Fagales; Betulaceae.
AUGGGUUCAGCAGCUGACGAUGAAGUGGAAGAAACUGACCAACCAAUUCAAGCUCUACAACAACCUGCUAUAACUGAGGAGGUUAUGAUUUUAACAAUUGAAGUCAUGCUUGCUUGGGCUGAAAAGAUAGUAGAAUAUUUGGAAAGAGGUGUUCUUCCUGAAGAUAAAAAGAAAGCAAUCCAAUUAAAGAUAAAGGCUGCUCGGUUUACUUUAAUAAAUGGAACUCUUUACAAACGAGGUUUCAUGUUACCUCUUCUUAAGUGUGCUUCUAAAGAAGAAGAUAAUGGCAAACAAUUCGAUUGUGAUUCAUUCUGGGAAUGGUGUGCCAAGCUUCAUAUCAGAAAUUAUUUCUCAUCUUCGGGACAUCCUCAAGCAAAUGGGCAGGUGGAAGCAACAAACAAGACUAUCUUCAAAAUUUUGAAGAAAAAGCUUGGUAAGCGCAAAGGGAAUUGGGCAGAGGAUCUUCCAGAAGUUUUAUGGGCAUAUUGCACCACCAAAAGAACUCCAACUGAGGAAAAUCCUUAUGCAUUAACCUUCGGAACCGAGGCAGUCAUUCCAGCUGAAGUUGGGUCAGGAAGUUUUUGUGUAGAGACCUUCAAAUCAAAGCUUAAUGAUGAAGGCCUAAAGCUACAUCUCGAUCUGUUGCAAGAAAAACGAGACCAAGCCCAAAUAACCUUGGCAGCAUAUCAAUGA